UUUUACUAGUGUAGAGGCUGCCAUAUUUUCUAAACACAUGUUGGACAGCCCUGUAUUAUGAUAAUCUUGACAAGUUUGUUUGCAGCGGUUCAUUGUAUUUUGUUUGUAUUAGCUAAACGUCAUCAAGCCAUCCAAUAACAAACCGUUCCAAAAGAGGCAAAACGAUUUCAUUAUUUGGUGUUGUUUAAUAUUGUUCGCGUUGGAAUAAUAUAACAGUGAAGGAUUUCUCCUUACGAGGUAAUUUAAAAUGGAAGGCGACCUCGAGCAAGUUGAUUGGACGUCCAAUAGUUUAAUAGUGCAGAUCGUCAAUGAGUAUCGAACGAUGUUACAGCAACAGAUAGCACUGCAUCUAAAGCGCCAGCGAGAUCAGAUAGUGCGAAUGCGACGCCGGUUCCUCUCAAAACUGGCGCACCGAUUGUAUCGAAAUUACGCACUUUACGACCGUAGCAGGCGUCACCUGCUGACGGACGUUACGCUAAUCAAUACAAGACGAAACGGUUCGCGACAGAAACAUCAUCGCGAACUUUGCGACUUACUACCCGCCAGUUCCGAGCACGAGUUUAAUGAUGUGCAGGUUGAACAGUUUCGCAUGAAUCAUGCCACGUUUCAGUUACUGUUUGGUAAGCUAGAGCCUGAGCUUAGAUCAAUACCCGUAUUAUUGUCGACAAGGAUGAAAAUGGCUGUCGCAAUCUACGUACUUGGCUCCGGGAAGGAUUAUGUAUCGGCAGGCACAACGUUCGGUGUUAAUGCUAGCACAGUGCAGGAUUGUGUGCAAAUGUUUUGCCGGGCGGUAAUCAAAAUUUUUCGAGAUAAAGUAAUCAAACUACCGCUAGAUAACUAUAGCAUCAAAAACGUUAUGAAUGAGUUCGUAGACUUUGUCGGAAUACCACAGGUAUUUGGAAUCGUUGGUUGUUUGCAUAUUCCCAUCCAACAGUCAAGCAAGGAACCGGCAAGGUAUAUCAACAGUAAAGGCUGGAGCUCGAUCAUACUUCAGACUGUAGUAGACAGUAAAGGAAGAUUUAUGGAUAUAUCUUGCCAACAUCCUGGAAGCAUGACAGCUGCCGAUAUGCUUAUAAGCUCCACAUUAUAUCAGCGAAUGGAACAAUGGGAUGCACCUUGUAAACCCGUUGGAAACAAUAAUGUGCCACCUGUGCUGAUGGGUGACGGUCAGUUUCCCCUUUUGCCGUGGCUAAUAACGCCUUAUUCAUCGGUUGAAAGUAUGGCCUAUGCAGAGCGUUCCUUCAACGUGUACGCAGCGAAAGCAAGAAGCUGUAUUAGUAAAGCCUUUGACCGACUGGCCGGACGCUGGAAGGUGUUGAACCGAUGCAUAGAGCAAAGCAUAAUUUCCGAAGUGAUCAUUACUUGUUGUAUACUGCACAAUUUCGUCGAACAUUUCGAUUCACCGUACCGAGAUGCAUGGAACGAGUACCACAAUGAGGAAGACGUUACACCGGAACAGCCCCACUGGGAGUGUCAGAUUGUGUCCAUCGACGGGGAGGAAGUGAGAAACCAUCUGAGCAAAUAUAUGCACGAUCAUUUUCCUGUUAUCAUGGCCGAUGAGGACUGAACACGUUUGUAGUGUUUUAAACCGAUUUGGGAAAGAAGGGCCAAAGUACUUUGGAGUGUUGAUACGACAUAAAUAAAAAUCAUUUAUUUAUUUGA
Molecule: messenger RNA, 1662 nt
Organism: Anopheles funestus (African malaria mosquito)
Lineage: Eukaryota; Metazoa; Arthropoda; Insecta; Diptera; Culicidae
Product: putative nuclease HARBI1
Exons: 3
Coding region: 248-1567 (439 amino acids)
Source: RefSeq, a predicted model, not a curated record